AAUGAUAACAAUUAACAAAAAUAUUAAGUAAAAUAUUAAACGAGAGAAUAAUUAACGAUCGAACUAAUGUAUUAAAUCGAACAAUAAAUUCAUGUUUAUAAGUCUUAUAAAGUAUAAACACUAAGAAUAAUAAUAAUGUAUCUAGUUAACAGUCGAAAUAUUACGUUUAUGAAUUGGAAGCAAACAAUGUGGACUAUUGUUUCGAAUUUUGGAUAAGAACCCAGUUUGUUGCAAUCUUUGGAAUUUGAAAUAAAAUUGAAUCAUGAUGAGCACGCUAACUGGAGAUACUUCACGUCGUCGAAUAGCAGCACUGUCAUUCUUAACAAAUAUAUCACUAGAUGGCACUCAUAAAGAUACUAACAAAUUACUUUUCAUCAAAAACAAUAUUAUGUAUCAACAUCAAAAAUCUGAAAUGGAGUUUCCAUCACUUCCUGACAUAGGGAUGACAAAUGAAGAGAAUACGUGUAGUGAAAGCGACAUUAUCUUGAAACAAAUGGAUACUGAAUUUCAUGGUCCUGUGAGAUUGACAAAAACACGGUCUUUAACAUCCACACCAAUAAAAUCAAAUAUGAAUGAUAAAAAUAGUAUUGAUAAAUUUUUUGAACUGGAUUCAGAUAAGACUUCUGGGAGACUACCAUUUCGUGAAAGACUUAACACAACUGGAAGUGAUGUAACUAUGGAAUCAAAAAAAUUGGCAGCCUACUAUCGUAAACGCAUGAUUCCUCAAUCUUUAUUGUCUGAUGAUAAAAGUAACACAAAUUUCAGCAGUUCUGAAAGUCUUGGCUUAGCUCUAUAUAAAACUAAUACUUUGCUUCAAGAAAAUAGCUCUUCGAAUCAAUCUAUGGAUAUUAGAGUUGUACGUCCAACAUUACAACAUCGAUUCAAAAAUGAACGUUUAGUGUUAGUCACUCCACAGAAAACUCCAUUCCUUGUUUAUUCGCUAAUACCAUUCAAAAGAUCUAACAGAACCAUAAUUGUGCGAUGCGAACAAAAGAAAGAACCAAAUCGUAGAAGACAAACAUCUGGAACUCGUCCUUUAUCUGCUGUUAAUGAUAUAAUUGAUGCAUUUGAUCUUUUUGGAUUAGAAAAAGGCAAAGACGGACAGGAAAUAUCAUAUAGUCAUCUAUUAAUUCCUUCACGAAUUGUUGAACCCAAGACUCCGAUUGAAGAUAUGAUGUUAGAUACUAUACAGUCAAAAUCGCAUACCUUAAGCAGGUGUAUUUCAGCUGAUGUUCCUGAAAAUGUAGCAGUUGGUUCUGGUACUUACAAAAUGUGCACUGUUCAACCAGCAUCUUCGCCUCCAAAAGGCGAUUUAACAAAAGUUACUACUACUGAACAAGAUGAAAACGGAACAGCCUUAUUUUCUCCUAGCAUUCUUGAUGACCCCGAGUUUUUUGCUGGAAAACAUAGAACACUUUUAACAUUCAUAUCUUACAUGACAUCAAUUAUUGAUUAUGUGCGUCCAGCUGAUCUUAAAAAAGAAUUGAAUGAUAAAUUUCAAGAUAAAUUUCCACAUAUUGAGCUAACAUUAAGUAAACUCAGAAGUAUAAAACGAGAAAUGCGUAAAAUUACAAAACCAGACGCUACUUCAGAUUUGCUAACUAUUGCACAAGCCUAUGUAUUUUUUGAAAGGUUAUUAGUCAAAAGCUUGAUCAAUAAGGAAAAUCGUAAACUAUGUGCUGGAGCGUGUAUUAUUUUGUCUGCAAAGUUAAACGAUAUGAAAGGCGAACCUUUAACUAAUCUUAUUGAAAGAACUGAAAUAGUAUUUCGAUUGAGCAGAAAAGAUUUAAUGGUUUCCGAGUUUGGAGUAUUAGUAGCUUUAGAGUUCGGUCUUCAUAUACCUACUCAUGAGAUAAUGCCACAUUAUCAGCGACUAUUGUCUGAGUCAUGACAUAAAUAUUCAACUCUAGAUACUUUAGACUUGAGUGAAAUAGUGGAAUAUAUUAGAAUGAAUAAAUCUAACUAAUUUUAAUGAAAUGGUUUGAUUGCAACACUUUAAUGACUGUGGGUAUGCAUGUUAUUUAUUUUUGUUGUAUAACUUAUUAGAUGAAUUUGAGCUAUAAUUGUAAUGUAAUUUAUAAUUCUAAGUAAAUAGUUAUUCUGAAUAAUAUUUAAAAUUGUUACCAGAAAUUUUUUUUUAAUGUUGAUUAUUCAUAUUUCAUAUGUUAUAAGUAUUAUUAUUAUAUAGUUAAAGAAGAAUAAGAAUAUUGUUUUAUUUCUUUUAAAUUUAUCAGAAGUAUUAAAAAAAUUUAUUGAACAAUGAUAAUAGUUACUGAAAGCUUAUUAAGAGGAUGUAAUAUUAUGGUUUGAUUUUUGUCACUUAAAUGUAAACAUCGUAACUACAUGUACACGGAGGUUAUACUGUACAAAAAAAAAAUAUUAUGACCUCCGUUUGCGUGCAUUUGCCAUGUUCUAUAAAAGCUCAAUUCCACAGACAAAAUAAGACAGAAUAACACAACAAAUCUUGUUGUAGUUUAUUAUGGAGGUAAUUUUACAUUAAUGCAUUUAAUGAAGAAAUUACUUGGCGGUUAACUAUUUAUAUACUUGCUUGAAAGUUGAAACACAACAUAUUAAUUAAUAAGUUUAUGAUUUUUUUUUUAUUGCUGCCCGAUUUGAUCAACUAGAUUAUAUUUAAACUAAGCAUUUUAUUUUUAAGAACACAGAAUCAAUUUUUUAAUAUGAUUAUUAUGUAUAUUGUAUAUGCUUAAGUCAAAGAAUGUUGCAAUAAAUUAUUUAUAUAGGAUUAAUGUUAUUCAUCUAAACAGAAAGCAAACUUUAAAAGUUAUACAAAUGUUACAAUAAUUAAUAUAGUUCUAACUAGCAUUUAAAUUCAUUUUUAUCAUAUAAAAUAUACUUAUUAUAGUUAAAUAUAUUUUAAAUAAUCAGUAUAAAAAAAACUUACGAUUCAUUAUAUUUUUUUAUAAAAAAUUAAAAAUAUCCUAUUUGUCAGUUGCCAGUAUGAUGUAAAUUUAGAUUUCUUAUCUAGUGUUAUCUUGACAAUAUUUAUGUUCAGUGCCAUUAUCUAAAUUCUAAGACUGGCAACAAUAAUACUUAGAUCAUUAAAAUUAAUUUGAUCUUUUUAAAAGAUGUCUAACUAAAUUAAUUAUGUUACAAAAAAAAAAAAAUUAACUUUAAACAUUACUCAUUAGAUAAUAUAACUUGUUUUAAUAAGAUAGUAACUGUAGGUGUUUUGUAUAGAUAGAUAAUAAUAAAUAAAUAGAAUUAGUCAUUACUGAUGGUGGAAAUCUAUUUAACUAUUAUACUCAUACAACAUCUUCCUUCACCAUUUAUAAGGCUUAGGACUUUCUGUCUAAUUAUAUUCUGGGGUCAUAGACUGGCUUUUUCGACCAUUCCUUUUUUCUAGCGGCAUGUAAGAAAGCCCCACGCCCUACACUCUACAGUCGUAAGUAGGUAUGUGCUGAUUUCUUAAUUCAUGAUCGACAAUCAUAUUAUACAGAUCGUACCUUUUUGUCAGUGACAAUGGUUUUAUUGGGGAUGGUUGAUUUAUACGAAAGACAGCCUAGCCGUUAUUUAUUAUUCUAUACAAUUUUAGUUUAUUUAUUAUUAUGAUGUGUGCGCAUAUUAUUACAAUGCUGAAGGGCAACCACGGUUGAAAAUAAUUGUUAUGCUUUAAAAUUUAAGAGUAUACGGUCCUUUCUCGUGUGGGACCCACCUAAGAUACCCUGUACACCAAAAAUUGUGAAUAUAAGCUGGUUUUCAUUAUUUACAAUUUUAUGCACAAACGAGUUACGUACAUUUAAAAAAUUAAAUAAUAUGUGAGCAAACGAGUCUCCACCAACCACCAUAUUAUCUAUACAUACGGCUAAAAUAUAGUGUUGUACUUACAUAAUUAAAUAAAAAUCAUCGAAUAAGGCUCUAAAAAAUGGUUAAAAAUAUAUUUUACCGCAAUGAUGCCAUUUUUUAUUUUUGACAAAUAACAUUAUUUUUUUUUAAUGCAAUGUUUUUUAAGGUACACCUACCUAAUUUAAAAUGUACAAUAAAUUAAAAAAAAAGCGGGUAAGUGGAUGUCGCUCUGCUGUACAAGUGGGUCAAUGUAUAAUGGAUUGUAUUAAACUUGAAUUCAAUGAUAUAAUAUCAUUGUAAAAGAAAAACGAUUU
Messenger RNA from Metopolophium dirhodum (rose-grain aphid), 4118 nucleotides. RefSeq names its product CDK5 and ABL1 enzyme substrate 1. NCBI's taxonomy places the organism in Eukaryota, Metazoa, Arthropoda, Insecta, Hemiptera, Aphididae. Gene Ontology annotation, biological process: regulation of cell cycle. The record is from RefSeq and is a predicted model, not a curated record. Bases 263 to 1891 code for a protein of 542 amino acids. The transcript is spliced from 11 exons.